Rotaria socialis is the source of this 1077-nucleotide messenger RNA. The record is from the annotation of a GenBank genome assembly. Lineage: Eukaryota; Metazoa; Rotifera; Eurotatoria; Philodinida; Philodinidae.
AUGGACCUGAGAGCAGCAGAUUCUUAUAAUACGGCUUACAAUUCAAUCGAUCGACUCGAUUCUAUAUUAUUUUUUUAUAAUUACCUCUCUACAUGGUCAAUUGGAAUAAUAUUCUCUCUAAUUCUUCCAAUACUAUACAUCUUUGCUCCAUCAUGUCUUCGUACAACACGUACAUCGAAUUUUAAUAUCGUUUGUCUUGUUUGUUUAUCAAAUAUGUUCUGCAUUUUUGCUCAAGUACGCAUCUUAAGUGAUGGAGGCGAACCAAAUUUACCGAUUCACCUAUGUCGAUUUACCGUUUUUAUGUCAACAUUUGCUAAGCCAAUGGGACUUUAUUUAACAUUAUUAUUUAGUGUUGAAAGAUUAUUUUCAAACAAUUUAUUUAGUUUUUUCUUAAACAAGAAUAAUUAUCGGUUAUGCUUUAAACGAUUUUACUUAUCAUUGAUACUGAUUGGUAUUAGCUCUAUAUUUUUGUUAAGAUUGUAUGAAGUAAUCAAUUUUGUUAAAAAUAAUCAAUCGGUAUCGAAUAGUAAUGCUAUUUCGCCAAAAACUACGAACAAUAGUUCAUCAAUGCAGCCAACUUUUAUCUUUUGUUUUCGUUCAUUAAAUUUUGAAACUUAUGCAAAAAUUUUAUCAUUUUAUUCAAUACAAUAUUGGUUUGAAUAUGUUAUUUUAAGUUUAAUUAGUCUAAUUCUAUUAUGUUUUGUAUUAAAUCAAUAUGGUUUACCUCGUUUCCACCAACGUACUCCAUCGCGUUUAAGUGUGAACACAAAAUUUUAUUUAUGUCUCUCGUCAUGUGUUAUUUUGUUUGAAUUAGUUUUACUAUGUUUACAUUUUAUUAUUACUAAGGAUGGCAACAAUAAUUCGACUGCACAAGUUAAUGCCUUGCAAACGAUGUUAUUUGUAUACAAUAUUCGUUGUAUUGCAUUACCAUUUGUUAUUUGUUUAAUAACAUGUAAUCCAUUAAAAGAGUGGAUUCAUGAACUUAUCAUUCUACGUCCGUAUCAAGAUAAACUAGAUGAAAAUGAUCAAACAAAGACAAUCAGUGAACGAUCAGAAACAUUUUUAUCCUCUGAAUAA